Messenger RNA from Lutzomyia longipalpis, 1771 nucleotides. RefSeq names its product GDNF-inducible zinc finger protein 1. Bases 149 to 1348 code for a protein of 399 amino acids. NCBI's taxonomy places the organism in Eukaryota, Metazoa, Arthropoda, Insecta, Diptera, Psychodidae. Gene Ontology annotation, cellular component: nucleus. Gene Ontology annotation, molecular function: protein binding; DNA binding. The record is from RefSeq and is a predicted model, not a curated record. The transcript has 4 exons. Gene Ontology annotation, biological process: regulation of transcription by RNA polymerase II.
GGCAAACUUCAGAAGCCAACUUUGACUUGUUUGGUUUUUUUUCGUGUGUGUUGCAAAGUGGAAGUAAAAUUGCAAAAUCCAUUGGAAAUUUCCAGCCUCCGCCUGUAAAAGAACUCGCAAACACUUGAGGAAGUCCCACGGCAGAAGAAUGUCCGCCACAACGCAGCAAUUCUUCCUGCGAUGGAAUAACUACGUGAAUCAUCUGACCUACGCCUUUGACUCCCUGCGCACACAGGAGGAUCUUGUGGAUGUGACGCUGAGUUGCGAAGGGCGCAAAAUUCGUGCUCACAAAGUCAUCCUGUCGGCAUGCAGUACGUACUUCCGGGAGGUAUUUCAGGAGAAUCCCUGUCAGCAUCCCGUGAUUGUCUUCAAGAAUGUCCGCUACGAAGAUCUCACGGCCAUCAUUGAGUUCAUCUAUCAGGGUGAAGUGAAUGUCGUGCAGGAAUCCCUGCCGUCGUUCUUGCACACAGCUGAACUCCUGUCAGUUCAGGGACUCACAGAGGGGGCAGCUGGAGGUGAGAAGGAGGAACGUGAGGCACCCGUGGCAAAGUCCUACGUGACCACCCCGGUGACAAAAGUACAAACACCCAUCGUGACGCGCAUGGUGGCAACGUCCGGAAGUAGCCGGGAAGUGGCACGGCUACCACCGAAGAGCACCACCCUCACCACCGUCACCACCGAAGCCCCAUCGGCCAAGAGGAAGCGCUUCUACAUCGAUUCAGACGACAACAUUGCCAUUGAGGGCAUAAACUUUGUCAAACAGAGCCCCGAUACGAUCACCAUUGAGAAUGCCAAUGUGGAGUUUACGCCCAUGAAGAUUGACAUCCCCGACUACAUUGACAUCUCAACAGCUGCAGAUGAGGAGAAUGCCGGUGUAGCUGAGGAAGUCCUAAUGGAUGAACGUACAGACGAUACAACUGGUGGCAUUGAAGACGAAGGUGGGGAGUCCCAGGAGGAUCAGGAUUUAACAGAAACAGACACAACACCACAGAUUCUUGCCGUAAGAUCCGGAUCGGAGGAUGUGGAACAAACAUACAGAGUUGAGGCUGUGGAUUCAUCGGACAUUUCAACGGAUUUCAAUCAGAGCAAAUACAGUGGGGACUCAUCAAAGCCAGAUGAAAAGUCCCUUCAGCAAGAUGCCCAACUGCGUUUCCGUUGCAGCAUUUGCUGGAAAGGGUUCAAGCAUCCGAUGUCAUUGACACUACACAGGGAUUUGCAUAGCGGGAAGACCAAGUGUCCAGUUUGCAAGAGAUCAUUCUCACGAAGUUACGAUAUGAGGACACAUUUGAACAAGAUUCACAAGAUAACCCUCAACUUUGAUGCCAAAUUAAACAUUGCUAAAUUCUAAUGAAAUGAAAAAAAUUACGUUGUGCGGGGGCGCACGGCUACAUUACUCAUCGUCUUAUCACCUCAUAUAAUAGCCACUAUCUUGCUGCAUUUUUUGUUGUUUUCUCUCAAUGAGAAAAAAAUAAAGGAGAGAAAACAAUCCUCUCAAUUAGAUUAGAAGAAGUAUUCCCCAAGCAGCAGGUGAUUAGAACACCUCAUAAUGAUUUCUUUUAUUUACAAUGUGAAUUCACAACAAAUUCAUGCACUUUUCAUCAUAAUCUUUAUGCUAUUAUGUAGUUAAUAGAAGUCGUUGAUGUUUUCUUCUUUUUUCCAUUUGAAUCCCAUUUUUUUUAAAUAAUAAAUAAAUUGGAUUUAUUAUAAUGAAGAAUUUUUGUGUAAAAUAAGCAAUAAAAAUAAAACACAGAGUUGUAGAAAUUUUUAGAAA